AUGAUGGCCUGCCCCGCCGCCACCACGGCUCGCAUCGGGGCGCGGAGAGGGCCGUGCCUGUGGAGGAGCAAGAGGAGCGCCAGCGUCCUCGUCGGUUCCGCGUCCUUGCUCCCGGACCGCCCGGCCCGGGGCACGAGGGCGCGCGCCUCGGAGCUGCAGCAAGCGCCCCGCCCGGCCUCCACUACCGUCCCCACUCACAAGGUCACCGUCCACGACCGCCAGCGCGGGGUCGUCCACGAAUUCGUCGUGCCCGAGUUACCAUUUCAGAAAGAAAUACUGGGUUUUGCAGCUUAUUAUCUUGACUCCUGA
This is a messenger RNA of Miscanthus lutarioriparius, 309 nucleotides long. The record is from the annotation of a GenBank genome assembly. Lineage: Eukaryota; Viridiplantae; Streptophyta; Magnoliopsida; Poales; Poaceae.